Molecule: messenger RNA, 651 nt
Organism: Trichomonas vaginalis G3
Lineage: Eukaryota; Parabasalia; Trichomonadida; Trichomonadidae
Exons: 1
Coding region: 1-651 (216 amino acids)
Source: RefSeq, a predicted model, not a curated record
AUGUUUGCAGUAUAUUUUCAUGGUCAGUAUAGAGGUUCUGAUGGUCUAAUAGACAAAUUUGAUGAAAUGAGAAUCUUUACAAUUCGUUCAGACGAAAACCUUGAGAAAACUCUAAAUGACUUUCAAACUCAAAUGAACAAAUAUUAUUGGGAAUUUCAAGAAAAAUACGACUCUUUACUAAAUGGAACAUACUAUCUGAAACUAGAAUAUGACAAGAUGAACUCCACCGUUUCAUUUCAAAAGAUUGAAAUUAACCCUCCAAGAGAUACAGAGUUUUUAUUUUGGGAGGUAGACAAACGUUCUUGGGCACAAUUUCUUCGGUUACUAAACCAGAACGAACCAUUACCACCAGAUGGUCCAUUUAAAUUUAUACUUCCACCAGCAGAUUUGACAGUUUAUAGAAACGUGUUUGACCCUCAAAAUGUCAUGUGUCAUGCAAGUUUCAGUUCAAGCAACAAUAGUUUUCUUUGUAUUGGUAAGGACUUUUAUGACUUUGCUUCUAAAUUCUACGAACCACCUAGUAACAGUUUCUCUGACUUUCAAGUUUGGUUCACAACAAAUGGUGUGCAACAUAUUAUUCCAUUGUACUAUGACUUUUAUCUCGAAUUGUCUUUCAUAUAUAACUACGGAAAAGUGCUGAAAAAGUAUUGA